Salvia hispanica is the source of this 1350-nucleotide messenger RNA. RefSeq names its product Nucleoside transporter family protein. Gene Ontology annotation, cellular component: plasma membrane. Lineage: Eukaryota; Viridiplantae; Streptophyta; Magnoliopsida; Lamiales; Lamiaceae. Gene Ontology annotation, molecular function: nucleoside transmembrane transporter activity. Gene Ontology annotation, biological process: nucleoside transmembrane transport. The record is from RefSeq and is a predicted model, not a curated record.
UAUUCUACUAAUUAAAUUUGUUGCAUGUGACCAAAAAUUAAAAAAUGGAAGGCAAAACCAGCAAUGACAAAUUCAAGCUUGCAUAUAUUCUCCAUUUCUUUCUAGGAGCUGGGAAUUUGCUGCCAUGGAACGCCCUGAUCACCGCGGUCGACUACUUCGGCUCCAUCUACCCCGGUCGCCACGUGGAGAGGGUCUUCUCCGUCGUCUACAUGGGCUCGUCGCUCCUACUUCUCGUCAUCCUCUUGAACUGCCGCAAGUGUUUGAGGCUGAGUUUGAGGCUGAGACUCAACUUGGGGUUUUCAAUGUUUCUUGUCUCACUAAUGGCUACUCCUGUGAUGAAUUGGACAUUCCCCAAAAUGAUGAGCUCAGCAGCCUCUUAUUAUGUGGUGGUUGUCACAGUCUUCAUCUGUGGAUUUGCCGAUGGCUUGAUCGGUGGUAGCUUGAUCGGAGCUGCGGCCAACCUCCCCAAGCACUACAUGCAGGCUGUCUUCGCCGGCACCGCCUCCUCCGGUGUAUUGAUAACGAUAUUGAGGGUGAUAACAAAAGCGUCACUUCCUCAAACACCACAAGGCCUAAAAACGAGUGCAGAAUUCUACUUCGUCGUGAGCUCUGCAGCCCUAAUUUUAUGCAUCAUCAGCUGCAAUCUCCUCUUCAAAUUGCCGGUAAUGCAGCAUCACUAUCGGAAUUUCCGAGAAAUUUUACCGGUCAACAGCUGCUCCAAGCUCAGAUUACGGGAAACUUUCAGUAAAAUUAGGUUUCCGGCGUUGGGGAUGGUGAUGAUCUACACGGUGACGCUGUCGAUUUUCCCGGGUUUUUUAGCGGAGAACAUUAAAUCGGAGGUGCUCAAGGAUUGGUACCCGAUCGCGCUGAUCGCGACGUACAAUUUGGCGGAUUUCGUGGGGAAGGCGGCGACGGCGGUGUAUCUGAUGGAGGGGAUCGGGGCGGCGGCGUGGUGGUGCGUGGCGAGGCUGGCGCUGUACCCGCUGUUUGUAGGGUGUUUCCGGGGGCCGGAGUGGCUGAGGACGGAGGCGCCGGUGGUGGUGCUGACGUUGGUGCUGGGCUUAAGUAAUGGCUACCUUACUAGCGUGCUGAUGAUCCUGGCGCCGAAGACGGUGCCGGAGGAGGAGGCGGAGGUGGCCGCCAUUGUUAUGGCGGUGAUGCUGGCGGUGGGGCUAGUGGCGGGGUCGGUCAUUGCCUGGUUUUGGAUCAUUUGAAAUUUAACGCUGUUAUGUCCAAAUUUGUGUCAAAUUAUUUUAGUAGCCACAUUGAACCAACAUACGUGCAUAUUUAAUUAACAUAAAAAUUUUAAGUUAAAAUUAAAAAUAACGCCAAUGUCACAUUUCUGAUUUA